ACUUUGUGGAGCGUACUUCCCACAGUAAAUAUGCACAGGCACUUGGUGACGGUGCUAUAUGAAAUUUAAUCUGCCUGUAAUGGCGGUUUAGGAUUUGGGGGAAAGUACUAAGGACCGAGAGCACCCUGCCGUGGCAGUUUUGUGACUAUUUGCCUGUGAGACAGAGCGUAAAAGAGAACAUGAGCAUGAAAGCAAGACUGAGGAGCAACCUUUAUUGAUAACGGAACAGUCUGGCUUCGGGAUUCUCAACCGCGCGCACUUUAAUUCUUUUUACAGCCACUUCGAACUCCUACAGUUCCACAGAGCGAAACACCUGUAGAAGAGACUGAGGCAAAGGCGGAGUAAAGGGGGCAACACAAUGCAUCUGUAAGCACAGGCCGCGGCUCCCCUGUGGCGCCGAGCACGCCUCAGGGACCAAGUUCCGGGCCGCUUCAUGUACGCGCACGUGACUGGAGCCCGAGGCAGAGUGAAGAAGGAGGCGGAGAGAGAGAAAGAGCGAAGCGCUUGUGCCUCCCCCACAGUCCCGCCUGUCCGGACUUUCCGGUCCCAGCAUGCAGUGCAGCGUCGUUUGAAUGGCGCUAGCUGCGCUGAGUGGGCUCCAGCAUUAGGACUCCACCGCCGCUCAAUCCGGCGGCUUCUAUUUGAGGCUGGGGCAGCAGCAGCAGUGCCCGCGGCCGGUGGACCAUGAGCAGUAGCAGGGAUUUUGGAUAUUAUGGCAUCUGAAGCCCAAAAUGUUAGAAAACGAAACCUACUGUACAUUGACAGUCGUCCUGUUGCUCUCCCUAGAAAAAGGAGCUCUCAUUCCAUUAAUGAGAACAUGAAGGAGGGUAAGAAAUCUGCAAAACAUUUGGCUUCUUCUACAAGCAGAACAACUGUUGGACAAACUGUGACCAGCCCCCAUCCUCUGAUCAAAGUAGUAUAUUGCAGAAGACAAGCUCACUAUUAUUCUCCAAAGCCUUGUUUCAGAAAGAAACAGCUCCCUAAAGUCAGGGGCUGUGACAUGGCAAAUAAGGAAAAUGAACUGGCAUGUGCAGGUAAUCUGCCAGCAAAAUUGCCUGCUGAUGGCCGUACAUUCUUACUAAAUUCCAGUGAUUCCGGAUGCUCUCAAACAGAAAGCCCAUCAUCAAAAUAUAGUGGAUUUUUUUCAGAAGUUUCAGAAGAUCAUGAUACUAUGGCACAAGUUCUCUUCAGUAGAAACCUCCGGCUGAAUGUAGCUUUAACUUUCUGGAGAAGAAGAAGUAUAAGUGAACUCGUAGCCUAUUUAGUGAGGAUACAAGAUCUGGGUGUUGUGGUAGACUGCCUUCCUGUUCUUACCGGCAGCUUACAGGAAGAAAAACCAUAUAUUUCUGUGGGCUGCUGUGUAGACCUUCUACCAUUAGUUAAAUUACUACUUAAAAGCAAAUUUGAAGAAUACGUGAUCGUUGGUUUAAAUUGGCUCCAGGCUGUGAUUAAGAGGUGGUGGUCAGAGCUUUCUGCCCAUUCAGACAAAAUAGAGGAUGGUAAUAUUCAGAUUUUAAAGGAACAAUUAAGUGGAUUGAGGAAGCAAGAAAAUUAUCUUACUUUGGUUCCAGGAUAUACGGGUAAUAUAGCAAAGGAUGUGGAUGCUUAUUUAUUACAGCUGCACUGACAUUCCUGGAGGACACAUAUGUGUGUGCAUGUAGUGUGUGUUGGCUUAAAAUGUCCUUCAAGUAAUCCUGAAUUAUGUACUAUUUCCAAGAGGACAUCUCUUCUGAGAACUGUCUUUAACAGAAGAGGACUAGAAUGUCAGACUGUUUAAGUCAACCACUAAAAAUCCAUCUGCUUCACAUUGAAGUGGAAAAAUUCUAAUAGGAGCAACUUUUACUUCAGUGAGGUGGAAGUGCACUAUGAAAACUGUUUGUAUGCCUUUGCUGCAUUUUGGGAUUGUUCAGUUACUGGGUGAAGUCCUGGAAAUGUUUCUACUACAUAAUUAUAUAAAACCGCAAAACUUAAUUGUGAAGACCGAAUUGCAUAACCAGUUACGAGGAACCACAAGAGAUCAGUCGCCAUAAAUAUUUUUAACUUUGUUUUUCUAAUGAACAGUAAAAAUGUAUAUUUUCAAGAUACAUUGAAAUUUUGUGAUUUUGCUGUAUUGAAAGUCUGAAAUAUGUCUGCUAUAUUAAUCAAGAUAUUAAAGACUAUUUUUGUUGCA
Rhineura floridana is the source of this 2170-nucleotide messenger RNA. RefSeq names its product katanin regulatory subunit B1 like 1 (gene KATNBL1). The record is from RefSeq and is a predicted model, not a curated record. Gene Ontology annotation, cellular component: nucleolus. NCBI's taxonomy places the organism in Eukaryota, Metazoa, Chordata, Lepidosauria, Squamata, Rhineuridae. Gene Ontology annotation, molecular function: microtubule binding. The coding region runs from base 713 to 1627 and encodes 304 amino acids. The transcript is spliced from 10 exons.